AUGAACGUAUUACGCUCACCUACUAGAAGUGGCCUCGCCACCAACUUUAGUGGAUCUCAACCAAACUUAUCGUCUGGAAAUAUACAAUCAGAAUUCUCUGAAUUUCAAAAUGUUAACUUAAGAUCAAAAAGGAAGAAAAGAGAAGACGAUGAAAGUACUAAACAAGAUAUUGGUGAAAUACGGAAACAAAUAUCGAUGAUGAUGUCUAUGCUAACAACGUUUGGUGAAAAGCAACAGCAGUUCAUGGAAAAAAUAUCGUCUGAAAUAUCAUCUAUAACGGAACAAAUUAAUAGUAUUUUAAGUCAACACUGGAAAACC
This is a messenger RNA of Brenthis ino (lesser marbled fritillary), 318 nucleotides long. The record is from the annotation of a GenBank genome assembly. Lineage: Eukaryota; Metazoa; Arthropoda; Insecta; Lepidoptera; Nymphalidae.